Molecule: messenger RNA, 558 nt
Organism: Aureobasidium uvarum
Lineage: Eukaryota; Fungi; Ascomycota; Dothideomycetes; Dothideales; Saccotheciaceae
Source: the annotation of a GenBank genome assembly
AUGGCACCCAGCGAGUUGUUUUUUGAGAACUACGCUAACACCAUAUCAUCUUCUCAUAGUAUGUUCAAACUACAGGGAAAAUCAUCCUUGAAGGAUCUACCCGAGGAGCGUAAAAGAGAGUAUGUUGCCAUGGCCACCGAAGGCACAACCCCGCCAGAGAAUGAAUGUACUCCAUGGUAUGGUCAUCCCAUCACCAUGAACGUGAAGCCAGACCUCAAGAUGCCGUUUUCCUCACUGUGUUAUGCCGACCUGAGCCGUCCAAUGGCCAUCAGCCUACACGAGUACCUAGAGCAAGACCUAGGCUCCCUCGACGGAGACGAGUAUUUUCGACUGCUCAGCCUGUUCAAGCUGAAAAUCGACUCUUGGAUAUCCAAGUCUUUUGACAUGUUCGAGACGGGCACUUCGUACGACCAAACAAAACUUGUGCUUCCAUAUGCAAUGCCUUUGCCCCGAGAAGCCUUUGACGACUUUGCGGAAUGGAAAAGAAAAUGGCAAACAAAAAGUUCCCGGGACAGAUUCAUUCAAAGGCAGCAGACGACAGACAAUACAAAGAUGUAA